UUACUAAAUAUAGAUUAAGUUUGUAUAUAGAGCUACAUUCAUAACGACUGUGCAGUAACACUGUGUUCAUCUAUAUAUGUAUACAGAGUUUACUAUUUUAAACGUAAUCAAUAGUACUGUUAAUAGACAUAAACUUGUUAAUUUUAUGUUCACGUAAACUUAAAGCCAUAACUGCCGUGUGUAGAGGUUAUUUUUAGAACAUCAGGUGCGAGUUUAUAAAAUUCAGAAGUUUAUAUAGACCAAAAAAUAUUGUCGAUCACCAGGUAUUUACUCUCAAAUAUGACAAUAUGUAAGCAAAAAUAUGUAUAGUCUGUUUCAAGAAAAUUUGGGCUAAUAUUUGAUGUACAACUAGCAAUACAUGUAGAUAGAUAUUGUACUAUCUUAAAACUCCCGAAAAGAGUAGAGAUGAGGUUAGAGGUGCAUAUAUACUGUUUUGUUAUAAAUAGAAACGUUUUAUUGCGGCGUGGUAGAGUGUCAGUCUUAAGUAUGAGAGCUUCAGGCUCGAAUCCCAGAUAGGACUGAAAUAUAUUUAGACAGUAGCUUUGGCACCCAACACAGGAAAACUAAGGUAUCAAUAGAUACAUUGAAACGUCCCACAGAGGCUCAAACUCCUGGAACUCGAAGGCGAAUUCUAAAUGGAGGGUAGUAUGGUACAGAAUAUAAUUUAUCCUGCUUUACCGGUAUAUUUAUAUCAUGAUUUCAGUUUUGAAUUUGGAAACACAUUCUUCUUAUUCAAAAUAAUUAAGGCCAAGUAAACAUUCACCUCAAUGAGGCCCUUAGAUCUUAUUUGUCACUUAUGUCAUUAACAGUUUAAAACUGUCUCUUACUGUUUACUAGGUAAAUUGGUUGAUUUUUCUAGAACUGAAGCAUGAUGGGUAGAUAUCUUUAAAAACAUACCACAGAAUAACGGUUCUAAUAUUAUACUGUGUUUCCGUCUACAUCGACAGUGGAAUAAAUGAAAUUGAAUGAAACAUGCACAGUAACUAGUGUAUUUCGUUAAGUUUAAACCACACUUAUUGUUACAAGGGCCUCUGUGGCCGAGUGGUUAAGGUCGCUCACUUCAAAUUACUUACCCCUCUUUGAUGUGGGUUCGAUCCUAACUCGGGGCGCUGAAUACUUCAUAUAAGGAAGCCAUCCAGCUUGUUUAUGGAAGGUCGGUGGUUCUACACAGGUGCCCGCUCGUGAUGAAAUAGUGCACGGAGGGACACCUGGGGUCAUCCUCAACCACCAAAGCUGGAAAGUCGCCAUAUGACCUAUAACUGUGUGGGUGCGUUGUUAAGGUAUAGGUCCAUGCUUCGGAGAAAAAAAGUUCAAACGUCAUCAAAUCAUAGAAAGAAAGCAUUGUUUUACAUGAAAAUAUAACAGCAUAUAAAACAUUUAUAUUAUUGUACAAAACCGUUGUCAAUUUAUUCAUAUAUGUAUUGAAUUCCGGAAAGGGACUACCUGAAGGGGCCACACUUCUGGACAGUCCAGCGCCUUUAAAAACUCACCAUUUUUAAAAAGUUGUUACAUGUCUUCGUUUUGAUGCAUUUGCAACAUCGUGCGAGUGUUUAAACUUUACAUAACUAGGUAAAACAUCGUUUUGACAAUUGUUUACAUUUAUUUCUUUACAAAUGGCAUUCUUAUUUAAAGGGGGACAACUCAUUUAGAAUAUUUUAAGUAUCCAAUUCCGUGGGACAGAACAGACAAACAUGUAUUAUUGUGUGUCAAGAUGCUGUUUACUCGCUAAAAAAAUAUGUUGUUUUGUGAUAUACUGCUAAACCUUAAACCAAACAGAAAAUACCCAACAAAAUAAAUAGACUUAUUGCUACAGUGUAAGAUAUUUAUUAAACUGCGUUGUUUAAACUUUAAACUAAUUUGGAAAACUGGUGUCAUUAAAAAAGCUAAAAGUAUAAGCACUCUGAAGUUGUGAAAAUACAACACUUCGAGAAGGGCCUUAAAUUGUCCACUAAUCAAUUUUUAGUUUAGCUUUAUCGUAUCUGUAUUAUCAAAGUGAUCUUCAUGUAAGGGUAAAGUGUAGAACACUAGAUUGUAAUGGGUAUUUAGUGUAUUCGAUUUAUUCAUGUACUUUUAUAUGGUAUGAAUUUGUCUCGUUUUAAAACAAUUAUUUCUGAUGUAGUGUGAGGGUUUGAAUUAAAACACAAUGUGAUAAAUCUUUUGUUGAAUAAGAAACUGUAAUUUAAUAGUAUAAACGUAUUUGAUAGGACUAAUUUAAUGCGAUGAAGAGGAGUUUAAACCAUAUAACCGAAUGUACAUAUUUUGUGUAAAAACAAAUGGCAGUAUCAGGAAGAAAGGUUUUAUCAACCACGGUUUGUGUUGGUUCAGAAGAGGACAUUAUUUUAUAUUGUCAUCCAUGUGAAUUAAGUGGCCAGACAGUAAAUGCGAAUGGAUAUUGCCAGGACUGCAAGACAAGUUUAUGCGACAGUUGUAUAACCAGUCACAAAAAUGCCACACAGUCUGGGAAUAAUGUUAUCAACAGAAGUUUUAUGCAAUCAUCAAUCUCUGUUUCAAGUGAUAAAUUACAAAACUGUCCUACACAUGAAGCCGAAGAAGUCAAGUUAUAUUGCCGCGCUCAUGAAACGUUUGGGUGCGUAAUUUGUAUGACAUUGUCACAUAAACAGUGUGAAAUUGACUACAUUCCGGAAGUGUCGGAGCAAUUCCUGAAAGGCUAUGAGUAUUUGAGCCUCGAGACAAAUCUAGAUAACUUAAAAGAAAGGUGCGCAGUUGGUCUUAGCAAGAUAGAAGCAAAUAUUAUAGAUAUUGAAACAGCGUAUGCAAAUGUUAUUUCUGAAGUUGAGAGUACGAGAAAGCAAAUUAUAGAAGAACUUGAUAAAUUUGAAAAUGAAUUGAAAGAAGAAGUAACAGAAUGCAGAAAAAAGAACCUUGAGACAAUGGAAACGUUAAAGAAAACAUAUGAAUCAGUUGCAAAGUACAUUGUGGACACAGAAGCAACAAUAGGAAGGAUGAGAAAAGAUGAAAAGUACAACAUACACUUCUGUGAAGUGAAGAAAGCUUUUGCUAAGAUUUUAGAGUACCAGUCACAAGUUUAUGAAGUAUCUACCAGACUGUGUAAGCAAGAAUGCGAAUUUCAAAAGAGCACCGAACUGAACACAUUUCUUACAAAAGAAAGUUUGCUCGGUACGAUACAUGUUAAAGACACAGAGUUGGGUCCCUGUAAUACACCAGAGACAUUAAGCACACAACCGGUUGGCCACAUCAAUAUCAAAAGCAAAGACGACAAGAAGACAUGCUAUGCAACAGGACUCGCUUUCAUGUCAUCCAAUCAGUUGGCUAUUGCUGACAAAGCAAACAAGAACGUGAAAAUAGUAGAUGUUAGCUACAAUAAAAUGAUUUCCGAAAUCGGGUUAUCCUCAAGUCCACGCGAUAUUACGGUCAUUCCACCCGACCAGCUUGCCGUAACACUGAGAGAUGAAGAAAUGAUACAGCUGUUAUCAACAGCUAAAGGAUUGAAGAAAACUGAACAAAUAAAAACAGUUGGAAAGUGUCGGGGAAUUAAGUAUGACAACGGAAAGUUAAUAGUGGCAUAUGAUAGUGCAGUUCGGCCAAAAAUUGAAAUAUUGAGACUGAACGGUGACGUUCUAUGUACAUUUCAAUUCAUUGAAUCAGGAACAGUUUUAGUUAAUGAACCAAAAUGCAUAGAUUUGAGUCCAGAUCAUAAUCAGAUGUACGUUACUGAUCUAACCAAGAUGUGUGUUUUGCGUCUUUCCAGAUUGGGGAAUGCCACAGGCACAUUCGGGCGGCAUAGAUUUAUGGGUGUUGCUGUUAGCCCAGGCGGAUCUGUAUAUACGUCUUCAAAAUCCAGCAGUACAGUUUAUCAGUUAUCUGAUGAUAUGUCAAAAGUUGAAACGGUGUUGACCACGGCUGAUGGUAUAAAAGAACCAAUAGCUCUGGUAUUUUCUAAAACAAGGAACAUGUUGUAUGUGAGUUGUGGAAGUACUGACGCUAAUGUUUCAAACAAACUUCAUGUGUUUAAAACCAAAUAUGAAAACGCUGGUGUUGUUUGAAUAUAUACAAAUUACAAUGUAUGUGAAAGUUUCAAUCACACAUCAUUUGUAAAUCAAACAUCAUUCAAUAUUUGUUAUUCAGCUUGAGAUACUUGUGCCGUCUUUAAUAUAUAUAUAUGAAUAUGAAAGUCUUAAAGAGAAUCCUUGUUUUCCCAAAUAAAAUAAUUAAAUAUAAA
This is a messenger RNA of Mercenaria mercenaria, 4201 nucleotides long. RefSeq lists its product as uncharacterized. The transcript has a single exon. The record is from RefSeq and is a predicted model, not a curated record. Gene Ontology annotation, cellular component: nucleoplasm; chromatin. Gene Ontology annotation, biological process: positive regulation of DNA-templated transcription. Gene Ontology annotation, molecular function: zinc ion binding; ubiquitin-protein transferase activity. The coding region runs from base 2274 to 4025 and encodes 583 amino acids. Lineage: Eukaryota; Metazoa; Mollusca; Bivalvia; Venerida; Veneridae.